UGCGCCUCGACGCUGCCAAACCAGGAAGAAAGGGAAUCAAACACAAGGAAAUCAAACAGAAGGAAACAAUGCUGAAAGAAGCAGCGCCGGACAGUAGGCAGCCGGUGUGAUCAAAUACGCGACCGCGGACGCGGAGCUAGAUGGAUGAGGCCGAGAUCGAAGGCGGCGCCAUACGGGAGGAAUAAGCGUGCGCUAGCUUAUUAGCCGGCUUCCUGCGGCAGACAUCGCGCAUAUGAUGGAGCGAGCGAUGGAGCAGUUGAACGUGCAGCUCAGCCGGCUGACGCGCUCGCUCCGCCGCGCCCGGACCGUGGAGCUGCCGGAGGACAAUGAAACAGCUGUGUAUACUUUAAUGCCCAUGGUGAUGGCUGACCAGCAUAGGUCAGUCUCGGAAUUACUUAUGAACUCAAAGUUUGAUGUCAACUACGCCUUUGGGCGAGUGAAGAGGAGCUUGCUUCACAUCGCUGCAAACUGUGGUUCGGUGGAGUGCCUAGUGUUGCUGCUGAAAAAAGGAGCCAAUCCCAACUACCAGGAUAUCUCAGGGUGUACUCCCCUGCACCUGGCCGCCAGGAACGGCCAGAAGAAAUGCAUGGGGAGACUGCUGGAGUACAAUGCUGAUGUCAACAUCUGCAAUAACGAAGGGCUGACAGCUAUCCACUGGCUGGCGGUCAACGGCCGGACGGAACUGCUCCACGACCUGGUCCAGCAUGUGUCCAACGUGGACGUGGAGGACGCCAUGGGCCAGACCGCCCUGCACGUGGCCUGCCAGAACGGCCACAAGACGACGGUGCUUUGUCUGCUGGACAGUGGCGCGGACAUCAACAGGCCAAACGUCUCCGGUGCCACACCCCUCUACUUCGCCUGCAGUCACGGCCAGAGGGACACUGCACAGAUCCUUCUCUCCAGGGGAGCCAAGUACCUUCCCGACAAAAAUGGGGUCACUCCUCUCGACCUGUGUGUGCAGGGUGGGUACGGGGAGACCUCUGAGGUCCUGAUCCAGUACCAUGGAAGGCUGUUCCAGAUGCUUAUCCAGAUGACACAGAACGAUGAUAUCAAGGAGAACAUGCUUCGGCAGGUCCUGGAGCAUAUCUCCCAACAAAGUGAAUCCAACUAUCAGAAGAUCCUCACAAGUCUGGCUGAAGUCGCCACGACCAAUGGCCACAAGUUGCUGAGUUUGUCCAGCAACUACGAGGCCCAGAUGAAGAGUCUGCUGAGAAUCGUUCGGAUAUUCUGCCACGUGUUUCGGCUGGGCCCAUCCUCUCCAAACAACGGGAAUGACAUGGGCUACAAUGGGAACAAAACGCCCCGAAGUCAGGUGUUCAAGGUCAGGCAAGGCCAGGGCGUUAGACGGAGGGACCCCGCACCGGGGAGGGAGAUCGCAGUCAGUGAGCUUACAAAACAUUCCCUGCAGGAACCGCUGGAGCUUCUCUGGCACUCCCUGGACGAGUGGCUCGUCUUAAUCUCCACCGAGCUGGAGAAGAACCGAGCCGACCCAGGUACCGGGGCCGGCAUCGCCUCGCUCCUGCUCAAACAGCACCAGGUGGACUCUGCCGCCGGCGCGGGGGCUGACGGCGACGGGGAUGGGCCCGCCCCCCCCCUGCCUGAAGUUGUCAUGGAGACCGCAGCUGGGUCGUGUGCCCACGGCGAGGACGUCAUCUCCAUGACAGCCAACCGGCUGAGCGCUGUCAUCCAGGCCUUCUAUAUGUGCUGCUCCUGCCAGAUGCCCCAAGGGAUGACAUCGCCUCGUUUCAUCGAGUUUGUGUGCAAACACGACGAGGUCCUCAAGUGCUUCGUCACGAGGAACCCCACUAUCAUCUUUGACCACUUCCACUUUCUGCUGGAGUGCCCGGAGCUCAUGUCCCGCUUCAUGCACAUCAUCAAAGCCCAGCCGUUUAAGGACAGAUGCGAGUGGUUCUACGAGCACCUGCUGGCGGGGCAGCCCGAUUCGGAUAUGGUCCACCGGCCCGUCAACGAGAAUGACAUCCUGCUCAUCCACAGAGAGUCGAUAUUCCAGAGCAGCUGUGAGGUCGUCUCCAAGUCCAGCAACGAAAAGCUGAAGCAGGGGAUCGCGGUCCGCUUUCAUGGCGAGGAGGGCAUGGGUCAAGGCGUGGUGCGGGAGUGGUUCGACAUUCUGUCCAAUGAGAUCGUCAACCCCGACUACGCACUGUUCACUCAGUCCGCCGACGGAACCACAUUCCAGCCCAACAGUAACUCCUCAGUCAACCCCGACCACCUCAACUACUUUGGCUUUGCUGGUCAAAUCCUGGGCCUGGCUCUGUACCAUCGGCAGCUCGUCAACAUCUACUUCACUCGCUCUUUCUAUAAGCACAUCCUCGGGGUCCCGGUGAACUACCAGGAUGUGGCCUCCAUCGACCCGGAGUAUGCCAAGAAUCUCCAGUGGAUCCUGGACAAUGACAUCAGCGACCUGGGCCUCGAGCUGACCUUCUCUGUGGAGACGGACGUGUUUGGCGCCAUGGAGGAGGUGCCGUUAAAGGCUGGGGGGACCAGCAUCCUCGUCACCCAGGACAACAAGGCGGAGUACGUGCAGCUGGUGACGGAGCUGAGGAUGACUCGCGCCAUCCAGCCUCAGAUCAACGCCUUCCUGCAAGGCUUCCACACUUUUAUCCCACCCUCGCUCAUCCAGCUCUUUGACGAGUACGAGUUGGAACUGCUCCUCUCAGGGAUGCCCGAGAUCGACGUGUCGGACUGGAGCAGGAAUACGGAAUACACCAGCGGCUACGACCUGGAGGAACCUGUCAUUCAGUGGUUCUGGGAAGUGGUGCGAAGUCUGACCCAGGAGGAGAGAGUCCUGCUGUUGCAGUUCGUCACUGGCAGCUCGCGGGUCCCCCACGGCGGAUUCGCCUACCUGAUGGGAGGGAGCGGUUUACAGAAGUUCACCAUCGCCGCCGUGGCCUACACCACCAACCUGCUGCCAACAUCCAGCACCUGCAUCAACAUGCUGAAGCUCCCAGAGUACCCCAGCCAGGAAGUGCUCCGAGACAGGCUGCUCGUCGCACUGCAUUGUGGGAGUUACGGGUACACCAUGGCGUAAUGUGGCGUGAGAAUACGCCACUCCUGUGACCUCUCAGCCAUAUUAUGAAAAGCGUGAGUUUCUGUGUGUGGGUGAGCGUGUGCGCGGAUGUGAACUUGUAUCCUGGACUGUAAUUCUACUCGUAUUUCGCUUUUUCUAGUGUAAGUGAGAUCAGUGUAAAUAACACCAUGUAGCUAUGCAUCAAAGGCACAAAGGCACCUUUAUCAUUGCUUGGCUUUGUGUUUCUUUCAGGGCAUCUCACUCAGGAUGUGUGUGUGUGUGUGCGUGCGUGCGUGCGUGCGUGCGUGCGUGCGUGUGUGUGUGUGUAAGAUGAUUCCUUUCCCACCUCCUUCAUUACCUGAACGGCACGUGAGCACAGAGCAGGUUCCUUGCUGUGUUGUGGCUGUCACGUGUAGCUUCUUGUCUCCCCCUUCUUUAGUCCUCACGCCGCCCCGGGGUGUUUAACGGAGCCCUGACUUAUCCAGUGCGGACUCUCUUCUGAUUAAAUAAGAGCUGCGACCGUCGGGCUUCGCUCCUUUAGUUAUCUUUCUCUGUGAUGUCUGCCACUGUCUUGUACUCAAAUCCACGGUCUCCUCAUAAUUGUAGCUUGUGCUUGGACAUUUCUUUCUUUCUUCAUUAAUGUGCAAUCUUGAUAAUUAGAUUUCUGGAAAACUUGGCAUUACAGCAAUAUGUAAUAUGAUUUUUAAUUUACAUUUUUUUUUUGUAUUCCGUGCCAAACAAUGAACUACGUUUUAAUAACCACAGUUAAUUCUUCCAUAAGAAUUCUGAUAGAGUGCUUAUUGUUUUGCGAAAAGGGACGUAAUAUCAUACAUUAUGUAUGUGUUUAAAAGCUUUCUCCAAUUAAGUUCUUGUGAUAUUAUAUUGAAUGUAAAUUGUAUGUUGACGUUUGAUAUAAUGUAUCACCAGUGUUCUGGAUGUACAUUUGAUUGCAUUUGUAUACAGAAGUUAGUAUUGUAUUACAUUUCUAGGAUUUUUUUCUCCUGAAGAAAGAUAUGGAAGUACAUUAAAAAAUGUAUUUUAACAUA
Molecule: messenger RNA, 4074 nt
Organism: Brienomyrus brachyistius
Lineage: Eukaryota; Metazoa; Chordata; Actinopteri; Osteoglossiformes; Mormyridae
Gene: hace1
Product: HECT domain and ankyrin repeat containing E3 ubiquitin protein ligase 1
Exons: 24
Coding region: 233-3049 (938 amino acids)
Biological process (GO): positive regulation of protein catabolic process; protein polyubiquitination; proteasome-mediated ubiquitin-dependent protein catabolic process
Cellular component (GO): nucleus
Molecular function (GO): ubiquitin-protein transferase activity; protein binding
Source: RefSeq, a predicted model, not a curated record